This is a messenger RNA of Haemonchus placei, 219 nucleotides long. Lineage: Eukaryota; Metazoa; Nematoda; Chromadorea; Rhabditida; Trichostrongylidae. The record is from the annotation of a GenBank genome assembly.
AUGAACUUACUUUCGCUUAUUCUGGCCUUCAAGUCGGUGCGAUUCGGAUACGGUUGCACUGCAGUGGUUCCGAGCACAACCCCAAGACCACCGCAAACCCCUCGACCACCGACAACAACUACACCACCGGGUGAGCGUUUUCUUCUGCAAAAUUCUUCUUUACUUGUAUACCAGUGUUCAACUGCCGACCCAGAAUAUCUGAUGUCGAGCAGUGUCUGA